Carcharodon carcharias (great white shark) is the source of this 2211-nucleotide messenger RNA. RefSeq names its product tumor necrosis factor-like (gene lta-c4). Bases 78 to 779 code for a protein of 233 amino acids. The transcript has 4 exons. Gene Ontology annotation, biological process: immune response; positive regulation of transcription by RNA polymerase II; tumor necrosis factor-mediated signaling pathway. The record is from RefSeq and is a predicted model, not a curated record. Gene Ontology annotation, cellular component: membrane; cell surface. Lineage: Eukaryota; Metazoa; Chordata; Chondrichthyes; Lamniformes; Lamnidae. Gene Ontology annotation, molecular function: CD40 receptor binding; cytokine activity; tumor necrosis factor receptor binding.
UACACGGCUGGAUCACUCACUCACUCACACACACAGACGCCAGGUACUCACAAAAACUCCGAAUCACAUCUGACACCAUGAGCGCCGAGAACAAGUCGCUGGACCUUGAGAGUGGAGCAGUAUUUGUCGUCAGGCAGUCGGAGCCGAAGAGAAGCUGUUUCUGGCCGUCCCUGUGUGCGGUGGCUGUGCUCGGCUUGUUGGCUGUGUCUUCCUACCUCGCACUCUGUCAGCUCGGAGUUCUCCCUUCCAAGCAGGAAUUAAGACAGAAUUCGAACGUGGCAGCAGCUCCCCAGAACAGUGGUUUGCCUCAUCUCAUGAAGCAGGUGGGAAAUGACCCGAGGGGAAGAAUCGCAGCUCACCUGACAGCUUCACCAAUCAGCAGAGAAAAGAAGAUCUUUUGGCAGAAUGAGGCGGACUCCACCUUCAUCAAGGGUGUAGAGUUCAGGGACAACAGUCUCGUCAUCAAGACCCCUGGUCAGUACUUUGUUUACGCCCAGGUGGUCUUCUACAGCAAGGGCUGUCAGGACAAGGCCAUCUAUCUGAGCCAUGAGCUCGUCAAGCUGUCACCGAGUUAUCCAGAGGAAGCCUUGUUACUGAAGGCCACCAAGUCCGCCUGCCAUUACCACCAGCAUGGAGAGCACUGGUACAAAACCUCCUACCAGGGAGCCAUAUUUGAGUUUGAGGAGGGAGAUCAGAUCUUCUCCAGGGUUAAUGAGGAGGUGGUGGGAUACGUCGACACUGCCCAGGGAAAGAGUUUCUUUGGAAUGUUUGCUGUAUAAGGAUCUUGCGUCGCCCCUAGUGAUUAACAGUUACUGAGAAUUUCAAAUUGAAAUGCAGCAAAAACUGUUUAGGGCACAUUGUCCUAUCUGGCACUAAUUGGACAGGGAGAUUCAAUUCUCUUUCAUUUUAUGUAAAGACUUACAGAGACAAAAAUGAUCAAAUGUGUUAGGGUUUUAGAAUUGGAUAGUGUGAUGGGUUAUCACACUGAACUUUCAGUAACGUCACUCCAGAUUCCUGCACAGCACAGAGUGUUGCUCAUUAGGGGGCGCUAUGCUUGGACCCAUCUGGCAGAAUAGGCUAGAGGGGCUGAAUGGCCUCCACCUGUCCCUAUGACAUUCCUGUACUCCCACAUACCUUUACCACUGGGAACAGAUGUAGGUGAAUCACUGCUGUGCCGGAUUCUUCACGUUUCAUGAGCUGAAUUGUGUUGCAAACGUGUAAAGAGAUGGUUGCACAAUAAUUGUUCUCCAAAUAAGCUGAAUUUCUCAUUUCAGUGAACUAUGAAAGCAACUGGUUCUUUAAUUUAUUUCUUAUUUAAAUGAUAUUUAAUGUUCAUGUUAUUUAAACUGGUGCUCUUCGGGGAGAGAGUAAUUAGACAAUCCAAAGAGUUUACUAGCUCAGGUCUGAUAUUCAGGCUGGUUAGCCUGUGGUGCCAGUUAUUGGUCCUUGAAGAGUAUGGGCUAUGCCUUACCAUCUAUUUGUGUUAUGAUAUCUCUGAUACCUUUGUGAAAACACAGUAAUGUUUCUCGUGUAAAGUCUCUGAGCUUUCGGUUGGGUGAUAAAGCCAGCCAAGCUCCCAGCAGCCAAUUGGCCUUCCACCUCUACAAUGCCAUUGGUUAACUUUUCAUAGGAUCUUAACCUUUCUAGAAUAUGUGUGGUUAACACUUAACCAAUUAAGAUGGGGUGAGAAGACUCACCAAACACUACAAAAACCAUUUUUAAAAAAUGUACGAUGGUGAAUAAUUUGAAGAAGCUGUCGGUAGUUUAUUACUGUUUUGACUGGUCAUUAUUUGAAUGGAACAUGUGCUGCUCUGAUCUAUUGCUGGGGUUGUUUGUCUCUCCGGAGAACUUACAUUCUCCCAGUGCCUUGCAGCCUCCAUUUGUCAUUCUUCAGACUGGGUAACACGCAGUGAUCCCAGCGAGAAAUCUAAUUGGUUCUACACACCAAGAGAUAUUUUUUACCUAGAAUGUUGGGCUGGUGAAUAUUAUUUGUGCUUCAUUGCCCAAAAUCUGUGUUUUAUUUAAAAUGUAACAUCUGGUUUAAAAAUAUCUCUCAGUGGUGUAAAUACUGUCAAGCUUAGAAUGUUCCAGGUUGAUUUAAGUUACUAUUUAAUUGUAUUUAUCAAGUAUCAUAUUUAUACUAUUUAUUAUUUAAAUUAUUAUUUACUUCUGCAUGGGUGUACAGAAAUUAAUAAAAAUGUUUUAAGAAAA